Messenger RNA from Pieris macdunnoughi, 681 nucleotides. Lineage: Eukaryota; Metazoa; Arthropoda; Insecta; Lepidoptera; Pieridae. The record is from the annotation of a GenBank genome assembly.
AUGAUACACAAUUUAAUCACAUUUACGUUGUAUAGUGCAGGUUUCUUCAGUUUGGUUAUCGUCGAUUAUCUUCUUGGAAAUGGCUUUGUGGACAUGUUUCAAAGGUUGGCGUGUAAAAUUGUAUGUUUUGUAAGGAAAACUAUUCGAGAAGAGGAAAAACUGGUAACAACGAGCACAGAUGCCGUUAUUAGUAUACCGUUUUUACUAACUGAAGUUUUGUUACUUGGGUUUUCUAUCGCAUUUCUUAAUAAGUACAAACAAAUGCGAUUUGGGGAAAAGAUUGAUGAGCUUCUGAAAGACAGCCGGGACGCGUUGCGUGAAACCAACGAAUUUAUUGAAAAGUGGCGCCUGCGCAGGCUAAAUUGGCAGAGCGCUAACGAGUAUACAUAUUUGGAUGAAGAACCUCAGGAAAUCAAGCCUUACGAAUUGGAGGUGCCUAUUUUGCAUAUGGCUAUAAUAGAUACGUUAGGAACAACAAGAAGUCAACCAGAACGAGGUGAUGCAGGAGAUACGAUAAACAUUACCGAUUCCACUCUUCUAUCUGUAACAUCGCUUUUAGAUGAUGACUACGAAUCAGUGGCGGAACCAACAAGUGAUGAAAAUAUUAAUUAUACCCUGGAAAAAUCACUGUCUGAUUUCAAAGACCGAUUCUUGUGGGACGUGAUGGAAGAAGACGAGUGA